Aspergillus vadensis CBS 113365 is the source of this 1141-nucleotide messenger RNA. Its product is annotated as putative extracellular SCP domain protein Pry1. Gene Ontology annotation, cellular component: extracellular region. The transcript has 3 exons. The coding region runs from base 269 to 1141 and encodes 290 amino acids. The record is from RefSeq and is a predicted model, not a curated record. Lineage: Eukaryota; Fungi; Ascomycota; Eurotiomycetes; Eurotiales; Aspergillaceae.
CUCCAAGCAAUGACGGUAACAAGCCAGGAGAGACAUAAAGAACAGUCCACCCCGAGCCAAAGGGAAGAAGAAGCAAUGUGUUUCAACCUGGAACCAAGCCAUUGGCGCCACAACCACAACCACUCACCACUGCAUUGUUUCAGUCUGACAAUUGCUGACUGACUGCGAUCCAUGAUCACUUAUACAAUCUACAAUUCCGUCAUGAGAAAUAUUAUCUCACAUACUAUUAACGUUUUAUACUCGCAUAACACUAUAUGAAAUCAUCACCAUGCUCCAUCGUACAAUCUCAAGGAUACUCACCACCACAACUACUACCACAACCAUACUCAUAAUCCUCCUAAGCGCCCUCCUCAUCACCCUCACCACAGCCCAACAACAACAACCAAAAGCAACAGUAAUAGUCACCAUCAUAACAACCGCAACCGCAACCGCAACAGCACCACAAACCACCACCACCACCUCCUCCUCCUCCUCCCAAGAACCCCCCUCCUACACCUCCCCGACUCUCUUCCAAUCCUCCAUCCUAAACGUCAGCAACACCUACCGCGAAGCCCACAACGCAAGCAACCUGAUCUGGAACACGACAUUAACUCAAUAUGCCCUGAACUGGGCACAGGAAUGUAAAUGGCAGCAUUCGAACGGCCCGUACGGCGAAAACCUCGCCUUCGGGUACCCCAACGUCUCGUCCGCCGUAGCCGCCUGGGGCGACGAAGUACAGAAAUACGAUUUCCAGGAGCCGACGGGGUUCACGGAGGAGACGGGACAUUUUACGCAGUUGGUGUGGAGGGAGACGAGGGAGGUGGGGUGUGCGGCUGUUGAUUGUGGGUAUAAUUAUACUAAUACUACUAAUGAUAAUGAUAAUGAUAAUGGGAAUGGGAAUGGGAAGAGAAGUGGGGGAGGGGGAGGAGGAGGUGGUGGUGGUGGUGGGAUCAAUGGAACGGAGAGACCGCAGGGAUGGUAUGUCGUUUGUGAAUACUCGCCUAGGGGCAAUAUCAUUGGGGGGAAUAAGAAGUUGGGGGAUAAGGAGUUCUUUAAGAUUAAUGUGCAGCCGUCGAGUACUUAUUCCGGGCCGUAUAAUACGGGGUCCGCUGGGAAUGGGGCUCAGAGGGUUGAAUGUAUAAUGGGAUUUAAUUUAGAAUAA